AUGUCGGAGCACACAGUCAAACGAAGGAAGCUCAGUCCUUUGCCAGAGGACGCCGCUCCGCCAGCGACGCAGUCGAAACCUUCAACAGACGGAACUGCCCAGCGCAAAGAUGGACAUUUCACAAAGGCCAAUGCGGGAAACCGAGCAAAGGAUGAGCGCUCUGCAGAGCUUGCCAUGGCUAGCGGCUUCUACAAAUCCAGCUUCUUCAAGCUUCAGAUGGACGAGUUGCUGUCCGGCCUCAGACCAAACUACGAGAACCGCGUGUCGAAGCUUCAAGAAGCACUGCAUAAAGUGAAGGAUGCUAUCGAAAACCUACCCGAAAAGCCACCGAAGCCUAUUUCCGAGGUCGAAAAGGAGUUGCGCAGCGCCAAUGGGGUUGUGGUCCCAUGGCCUGAACCACGACCCGGCAAGGAGACGAAAUAUACCAUGUCAUAUGCGAAGCCAACAAAUAUCAACGUGGUGGGAAGCCUCGCCUUGAGGACAGGUGCUCGUACCACGGACUCUCGUGCAGUUGAUCUGGCGGUGACGAUGCCCAGCUCGCUCUUUCAAGAGAAGGAUUUUGUCAACUAUCGAUACUUCCACAAGAGGGCAUAUUACGUCGCCUGUCUUGCUGCAGGCAUCCAGGAAUCGAUGGCCUCCCUUGGGUUCGAAGUCAAAUUUGGAAUCCAAGAUGGCGACAGCCUCCGUCCUCUCAUCUUGUUGGAGCCUCGCGAUGAGAAAGCCGCCCAGCCCCAGAUUCGCAUCAUCACGGCAAUUGAGCCAACUCUGUUCCCACUCACAAAGACACUGCCGACGAAGAGCAACAUUCGCCAGGGCUCUUCCGCCGACAACUCGGAAAUUGGAGAGCCAACUCCGUUCUAUAAUGCCACCCUUCGGUCAGAGGCCACGGUUUCUCUCUAUCACAAAGCUCUACACUCUGCCACUCAAAAAUGCGAGUCCUUCCGGGACGCCUGCAUCCUUGCCCGCACCUGGCUGCAGCAACGGGGUUUCCACACCUCCUUCCAAGGUGGGGGUUUCGGGGGCUUCGAAUGGGCCGCACUCAUGUCUUUGCUGUUCGAGGGCGGUGGUCCGACUGGGCAACCUGUUCUCAUGCGUUCAUACAGUAGCUACCAGAUCUUCAAAGCAACCAUGCAGUUCCUUGCUGGAAGAGACCUGACGAGCCCCCUGCUCCUCUUUUCUGGCGACCUCUCUCUCCCACAAGGAAAAGGUCCCAUUCUGUAUGAUGGUCGCAGAGGAUUGAAUAUCCUCUACAAAAUGACUGCUUGGUCAUAUACAACACUGCGCCGUGAAGCAGCAACUACUCUAAAGAUGCUUAAUGAAUCCCGCGAGGACAACUUUGACAAAGUUUUCAUUUUGAAGGUCGAUGAACCGACAUUGAAGUUUGACCGACUCGUGAUAUUCCCCAAGUCUUUCAGCGGCGAUACUCUGCGAGCCCAUCGCGAACAAAAUGCGCUAUACGAAGUGCUCUCCAGGGCACUUGGAGACAGAGCCAAGCUCAUAUCUUUUUCCAGUCACUGUGCCGAUACCUGGUCUAUUCGAUCAAAGUCCUUGAUCAAGAAAGCCAGUGGAACUUUAUCAGUCGGGCUUCUUCUGGAUGCUGAGAAUGCUUUGCGUGUUGUUGACCACGGUCCUCCUGCUGAGGAGAAGGAGGCCGCCACUUCGUUCAGGUCUUUUUGGGGAGAGAAGGCCGAGCUCCGUCGUUUCAAGGAUGGCAGUAUUUUGGAGAGUCUUGUGUGGUCUGAACAGCUAUCAGAAAAAUCUAUUGUGCACCAAAUCUUGGCAUAUAUUCUGGAGCGGCAUUUCAAAAUCGCGGAGUCGGAUUUUGAGUUCAUCGGCGACGAGUAUGAUGAAAAGCUCCGCAGCGAAGGUGACGGCAUUGUGGCAUACUCCAGUCCUCCUUUUCAAAUGAUCAACAAUGCCUUCAACGAUCUGGAAAGUUCCAUUCGAAACAUGGAUGAAGUUCCUCUGGAUGUUCGACACUUGGCCCCCGCCAGCCCACUACUCCGAUACACAGCGCUCCGAGUUCAAGGCUCUGGCGGGGUUGCUCACGAAGCUGCCGACAUUGUGCUUCAGUUUGAAAGCUCUGCGCGGUGGCCUGAUGAUUUUACUGCGAUUCAGAUGACGAAGGUGGCUUUCCUCAUCAAGAUCGGGGACUCCUUGACGUCGGCAGGCGCUGCCACUUCGUGCCGUGUUGGCCUGGAAAAUGAAUCAAGCAAAGUGCUGAACAACGCCUAUCUAGAUAUUGUUCACACCUCUGGCUUUCUUUUCCGCCUGAGAAUCCAUCACGAUCGUGAACAGACAUUACUCGAGCGACAACUGAAGGAUAAAACUCUCAGUCCUCGGGAGAGGGAAGGAGUUGCCUAUGCUCUCUUCUCCUACAAGAAGCUUUUCACCCAUUCUCCGCGUCUGACACAGGCAAUUCGAAGCCUGUGUACUCGAUUUCCGCUUCUCUCACCCACUAUCCGCCUGCUCAAACUCUGGUUCAGCUCCCACCUUUUCUCUGCCCAGAUUAACGACGAGUUGAUCGAACUGUUGGCAACUCGAGCAUUCACGCAACCUAAUCCGUGGGAUUGUCCUUCAAGUGUAAUGACGGGUUUUCUGCGGACUUUGCAUUCUCUCGCCCGAUGGGACUGGCAGCAGGAGCCAUUCAUCAUUGACCUAGGCGGAGAUUUGGACCCCGAUGUGACUGAGACCAUCCGCACUCGCUUUUCAGCCUGGCGCAACAUCGAUCCGGCAAUGAACACCGUUGCUCUGUUUGUCGCUUCCGAUAUGGAUCCCGACGGCGUGACCUGGACCCAAUACGAAAAGCCCUCCAAGGUCGUGGCUGCUCGGAUGUCCACUUUGGCAAAAGCCGCAAUGAGCGUGGUCCGAAAGAACAGCAGCGACUUUGAUGUGUCCGACCUCUUCCAGACUUCUUUGGCUCCCUACGAUUUCAUCAUCCACCUUCGGCCCAAGGUUCUUAAUGAACGCUCCGGUGCUGUGGCUAAAUUCAAGAAUCUGGCCGACACCGGUUCUGCUCGCGCCGGGAAGAUGGCAGCCAUCAAGUCUUUUGUUCAUGAUGUCCAGGCAUGCUAUAGCCAGGGUAUCCUUCUUUUCCAUGGAGACGAGCACUGCAGUGUGGUCGCUGGUCUUUGGAACCCCCAGGCCUUGAAAGACAAGAGCUGGAACCUCAAGACAGUAUACUCGACGGCCCCGGCAUCUUCGGCGACGGCCAAGGACCGCGUUACAAUCAACCGACCCGCCAUCUUGAACGAGAUUGCCAGACUGGGUGACGGUCUCGUGGAGAAGAUCGAAACUCACGAGACUAGUGAGGAACAGUAA
Messenger RNA from Penicillium riverlandense, 3321 nucleotides. Its product is annotated as rRNA-processing protein UTP22. The coding region runs from base 1 to 3321 and encodes 1106 amino acids. Gene Ontology annotation, biological process: rRNA processing; tRNA export from nucleus. The record is from RefSeq and is a predicted model, not a curated record. Gene Ontology annotation, cellular component: CURI complex; UTP-C complex; small-subunit processome. The transcript has a single exon. Lineage: Eukaryota; Fungi; Ascomycota; Eurotiomycetes; Eurotiales; Aspergillaceae.